GAAGCUCUCUCUCUCUAACUUUCUCCUCUGAAAUUAACACACAAAUUUAUUUCUCUGGCUCGAAGCUGACGUCAUCAUCGUCUUCAAUUGUGUCGGUAAUACGGUCCGAAAAUGGGACAGGCACAGAGUAGUGAAAUUGUAGAGGAUCAAACGAGCCAAGCAGCCACAACUCCCCCGCCAACCGAGACUUCUUCCGAAAAGCCUUCGCUCGAUUCUUUAAUAGCCGAAGCAGCUGCAUACGGUGAAGAUGACACCACUGAAUUAUCACCUGAAGCCAAGGCUCAAAAGGCACUAGAUUGCCCCUGCAUUGCUCACUUGCGGAGCGGUCCGUGUGGGUCCCAGUUCUCGGAAGCGUUCGUUUGCUUUCUCAAGAGCACCGCUGAUGAAAAAGGGUCCGAUUGCGUCAGCCCUUUUGUGGCUCUGCAGAAUUGCAUCAAGACGAAUCCUGAUGCCUUUUCGAGUGACGUUUUGGAUGAAGACGAGGUCGAGAAAGUCGAGGAAGAGAAACCCAAAUCGGACACGCAGUAUAAGAUUCGGCCUCCCCUUUGGUCGAACGAAUCGAAAUCUGCAAACAAGUGAAGAUGAACGUCUCUUUCUUGAUUUAGGGCUACUUUUUAUUUGAUCUGUUGAAAUUGGUGAGUGAGGUUGGCUACUGAGCUAAUAUUAAUAAGUUUUAGUUGAGAUCAAAUAUGUUUUUUUUUUUUUGCAUGAUUUAUUUGAGUUCGAAAAUUCAGGAUAUUGACCAGUCAAUGGGUUCUUUGCAGUAAAAAGAUUACUUGCAGUUCCACACUUUGGUGUAAUUGAAUUUUAUUAUCAUUGAUUAUCGAAUUGAUUAUUUUUGCUCUA
Messenger RNA from Erythranthe guttata (spotted monkey flower), 846 nucleotides. RefSeq names its product Cox19-like CHCH family protein (gene MIA40). Gene Ontology annotation, molecular function: protein-disulfide reductase activity. Gene Ontology annotation, biological process: protein import into mitochondrial intermembrane space. Gene Ontology annotation, cellular component: mitochondrial intermembrane space. The record is from RefSeq and is a predicted model, not a curated record. NCBI's taxonomy places the organism in Eukaryota, Viridiplantae, Streptophyta, Magnoliopsida, Lamiales, Phrymaceae.